CAAUUUAUCGCUCAGUUAAUAUCCAACUCUUUCUCAAUUCAAGUUGUUGUCUCGUCGUCCUUUGUUUUACCUUUCGCUAUGAAUGGUGACGACUCAACCAAGCAAAAACGAAAUAAGCCAUGCGAGAAUUGUCGGGCUCACCGAAGAAAGUGCAUCGUGCUGCAAGGCACCAUGUGCGAGAGAUGCCGAAAAAUGACACUGCCUUGCAUUUUUAAAUUCACAGUGAAACCCAACAUUGUUAAAAAAGCAGUGCCAUUAUCCAAGAAAAAUCGAAUGUUGGAAGAAGUAUGCCAUUUGGAAGAACAGAUUGAAGACUUGUCCGAAGAACUUCGUCUUCUUCAGAUGAGCGUCCGAGCGAAAAGAGAUCCAGCUUGCUGUCGUUGCAUAGACGUCUCUCAGUGUACGCACUUACAACCUCUCGUAUUGCAGAAUAGAACUUCGCCGCCGAGGUGGGAAAUUACCUUUUCGAAGCAACUGUAUGGAUUACGCUUGCAUACCAACGUCAAUACAAUUGCCGACCUGGCCAUGUUACUAAACGAAAGUCAACGUUACUUUGUCUCGCCUUCGGCUUCCACCAACACAUCCACCAACCGCAAUCUCACCAUCACACGUCGCAUGCUCCACGUGGAACAUAUUUUUCGAUACCUCUUUCGUAACCAAAAUAUCACGAUGACCCCUUCAUCCACCACCUUGCCGCGACGCUUGACGCAUACCUUCUCUACCAUCAACAACAGCAAACAUUCACACUUUAUUUCCUACAUGAUCGAUAUCUAUUUCAAUUGUCUCGGGAUGAUGACCCCUAUCCUUGUGUCCAGCUAUUAUCGUCCUUAUCUCAAAGCGAAUCCGUCCUGCGUGCUCGCCUCAGCCAUUGUAGCUUACGUAGUUCACUCUCAUUGUUGUCAUGCACAAAUUGAUGGGUUGCUUUGUUCACGCCGGGAAUUGGCAGAAUAUUGUUGGCAAAAUGCUCGCACCAGUGUAGAGGAUGCUAUGUUUGACGAUUUCGAAGACAGCCCCGAUGUCGAUACCCAAAUUGCGCUGUGGCAUCUCGCCAAUUGCUCCCUACUGAAAUUGCAAAGCAAAGAAGCGCGCGUCUACUCCAGUUUAGCGUGGCGCAUGGCCAUUCAACUCAAAGAUAUAUAUUUACCUAUCCUUCGAAUGGCCACUUCCGAUCCUUCCUCCGUGGAUCCCGUUCAAUUAGCCAAAGCGGAAUCGUGGCGACGAUCGUUCUAUCUCACCCGAACGGCCGAGUUGAAUCUUUGCGUUGUCUACGACGGAUUGGCCGACUUUUCUUCCGUUCUUUAUCACAGCGACAUUGGAUUUCCUAGUCCGCUCGAAUGCGAACGUAACGAUAGCAUGAUGCGUGCAGCUGUCGAAGCGUUUGCUUAUAUUUGUCGAUUAACGGUGCUCACUUAUGUGGAAAGUGGCGGGAAUUCUGUCGAAGCCCUUGGAUACAAAUUGUAUGCAGGAUCUUUAGACGAAAUCCCGCAAUCGGGUAUCGAAUGCAUCGAGAACCAACUUUAUCUUUUUUGGAAAGAUUUGCCACCAGCGUUUCGUGUGAGCGACGAACCACUUGGAUACAUUCACCUGGACCGUGUGCAAUUAUGCGAAGAUUUAUUCGUGCUACGGCUCAAUUCAUAUUACUACAUCUACUGGCUGACAGUGGAAUCUCGGGUCAUGCAGUUAUCAUCGGCCCAAGACAAGAUGGAUGAGGACAGUGGCUUACCCGAACAUCAAGCCGAGCAUCGCGAUCGUGCUUUAUCUAUUGUCUCCAUCUGUUCUGACGCCGUUGUCAAAAUUUUCCACAUGCUUUCGGUGCGGUCUCCUUGUUCGCUGGAUUUACAAUGGAUGACCUUGGCAAUUGAUGCUUGCGGCCUUUUGAAAAAUGCGUCGAAUGCCGGUAUUCGACGACUUGCCAAACAGAAUUUACAAACGGGUGUCCAAAUCCUUCAGCGGCAUAUGAACACGAGCAUGGAAGAAGCCGCCACCGUCGGUGAAACCGGUAGUAGCCGUAGCAACAGCCCCGAAUGCAGUUGGGGAUCCAUGUCUGUCAGCACCGGUGAAGGCAGUAGCUCGUCCGAGGAAGGUUUUGGCAAUACUUUUCACGAUGUGUGUCCUGCAUUUUCUGCAUCUGCAUCCUCCAAGCCAUCCAUCAACGAUCGAAUGUCGUCGGCGGAUCAUUCUGCGACCAAUCAUACUGCUUUUUUUGGGGAGCUAAAGUACCAGCUAGAAGCUUACUUUUCCAUGCUCGCCUCUUCAAAUAUGUGAAGCUCGUCGCUUUUGAAAAUACGUAACGCUAGUUUAUUAUCUAUUUAUUUAUUUUACGUAUUUAUAUCCAUCUUGGCUCGUGCGGGUUUCUUCAUUCCGUAU
Molecule: messenger RNA, 2367 nt
Organism: Radiomyces spectabilis
Lineage: Eukaryota; Fungi; Mucoromycota; Mucoromycetes; Mucorales; Radiomycetaceae
Exons: 2
Coding region: 79-2265 (728 amino acids)
Biological process (GO): regulation of DNA-templated transcription
Molecular function (GO): DNA-binding transcription factor activity, RNA polymerase II-specific; zinc ion binding
Source: RefSeq, a predicted model, not a curated record